This is a messenger RNA of Vanrija pseudolonga, 1314 nucleotides long. RefSeq names its product Serum paraoxonase/arylesterase 2 (gene Pon2). The record is from RefSeq and is a predicted model, not a curated record. Lineage: Eukaryota; Fungi; Basidiomycota; Tremellomycetes; Trichosporonales; Trichosporonaceae. Bases 10 to 1272 code for a protein of 420 amino acids. The transcript has 2 exons.
CUAACCAUCAUGCCGAGCGCAGCCAGCCGCAGCCUGAUCCUCGGCGUCGCGAUCCUCGCGCUCGUCGGCCGCUUCGUCUACGACCGCCUGAGCACGUUUGGCUUCUUCCGGACCGGCGACCUGGUCAACAUCCACGGCCUGACGGCCCUCAAGCACAUCGAGGGGACGACCAACGCCGAGGACCUGCACUACGACCCGGGCAGCGGGCUCAUCUACGCCGCGGCGCAGGCCAAGGACGUGCGCAACGGGUGGUUCCCGCCCCUUGCGCGCUUCGACAGGCCCGAGGACGCGGUGGCUGGCGGCGGCAAGCUCAUCGUCAUCGACCCCAAGACCUUUACAUCCAAGGACCUCGCGCUCGAGGGCUUCACCGGCGCGUUCGUCACCCACGGCAUUGACAUCCUCCAGGACCCGAAGCGCGCCGACGCGCUCUACAUCCACGCGGUCAACCACCUGCCCAACCCCGGCUGGCUUGCCUCGCGCGACAUCACCAUCGAGGACAAGGGCAACAGUGUGAUUGAAAUCUUCCACCACGUCGUCGGAUCCGACAGCGCACAGCACGUCCGCACGGUGCAGCACGAGUCGAUCCGGACCCCCAACGACCUGUUCGCGACUGGCCCGACGUCGUUCUACGUCACAAACGACCACCACUACCGCGACGGCCCGCUGCGCCACGUCGAGGACCUGGGCUCCAAGGCCGUCACGCCGUGGACGGACACGGUGCACAUCGAGGCCGACCCGAAGCAGAAGGGCAAGGAGGGGAUCACGUCCCAGGUCGUGCUCAGCAAGAUGCACAACAACAACGGCCUGGGCCACACGACCAACCCGAAGGAAAUCAUCAUCUGCGACGCCGCCGGCGGCGUGAGCUACGUCGCUGACAUCCAGGCGGACCGCACGCUCAAGAUCAAGGACGAGCUCAAGUUUGCGACGACGAUCGACAACCCCUUCUGGUUCCAGGACCCGUACCCCGAGGUCGGGGGCGACAAGUCGGGCAUCCUCAACACGGGCCUGCAGCGCGCGCACUUGCUCGCGCACGAGAUUCACGACGACAACAGCGCCAUGGCGAGCGCGGCGUGGCUCGCCGUCGGCAAGCCCGGAGAGCGCAAGUGGGCCAUCCAGCAGCUGUUCGCCGACGACGGCAGCCAGCUCCGUUCGGCGUCCGCCGGCAUCCUGCUCGCCAUCGACCCCAAGACCAACGCCGGCAAGAAGCAGGCCUGGCUCUUCCUCUCGGGCUUCUCGUCGAAGAACGUCGUCGCGACCAAGGUCGACCUGUAGUGCGGCCGCGCGCCGCUCGGAUGAAGAAUAACAAUGUUGAUG